This is a messenger RNA of Apodemus sylvaticus (European woodmouse), 461 nucleotides long. Its product is annotated as histone H2B type 1-K. Gene Ontology annotation, molecular function: structural constituent of chromatin; DNA binding; protein heterodimerization activity. Gene Ontology annotation, cellular component: nucleosome. The coding region runs from base 31 to 411 and encodes 126 amino acids. The record is from RefSeq and is a predicted model, not a curated record. The transcript has a single exon. Lineage: Eukaryota; Metazoa; Chordata; Mammalia; Rodentia; Muridae.
UUGGGUGUUCUAGUUGUCCAGUUUUGCAACAUGCCUGAGCCAGCGAAGUCCGCGCCCGCCCCGAAGAAGGGCUCCAAGAAGGCGGUGACCAAGGCGCAGAAGAAGGACGGCAAGAAGCGCAAGCGCAGCCGCAAGGAGAGCUACUCGGUGUACGUGUACAAGGUGCUGAAGCAAGUGCACCCCGACACGGGCAUCUCCUCCAAGGCCAUGGGCAUCAUGAACUCGUUCGUGAACGACAUCUUCGAGCGCAUCGCGGGCGAGGCGUCGCGCCUGGCGCAUUACAACAAGCGCUCGACCAUCACGUCCCGGGAGAUCCAGACGGCCGUGCGCCUGCUGCUGCCCGGGGAGCUGGCCAAGCACGCCGUGUCCGAGGGCACCAAGGCCGUCACCAAGUACACCAGCGCGAAGUAAACUCAACAGGGUUAACAUUUAGCACCAAAGGCUCUUUUAAGAGCCACUAA